AGGGUAAAGUUUUAGAUUAUCAGUAGAUGACGGGUUUUUUAAGUGAAUGAAAUCGGUCCAACCUGCCUUUGCUGGUCGUCUUGUUCGUUGACAAGAGUUGAGGCUGAGUAAUCCAUCCAAAUCAAAAAAACCAUCAUGUUUGCUUUCGUUCAUCAAACGAGCCGUCGUUCCUUGCCCAUUCUCGCAGGGCUCGUCACGUCUGGCAGCUUCGUCUGCGAUGCGCGGCGAUUCUUAGCUCAACAAGCACCAGAAUCCGGAAGCGGAGCUACUCCUGCUGAUCCUGUUCCAGAAACUUCUUCCGACGAGACGCCUAGCGACUUGCGUGGUGUCUUUGAUGAGGUGGAGAGCAAAUCGGCAGCCGGCUCGUCCUCUCGCUCACUGUUCGGCGGAAGUAAGGCACAAAAAGAGAAGAACGACGACAAAAAACGGAAGGAAACAGAAUUAUCGGCGCUGGCAGACCUGAGGGAGCAGCGGACAGAGUCGUUCUGGAAAGAGGUGGCGCGUACGUCUGGCAUCAGCACUGCGAGUAGACCUGGUUCAAAGAAAGAACUUACAGCAUGUUAUGUCAAUUGAUUUAUUUCCAUAGUAUUUGUAGCCUGCAAUUAUGCAUCCCAUACAAGAGUACCACAACCAUAUACUUUCAAGGAACUAGAACAAGGAGUCGAAAACACUAGACGAAGAUUGUUAAUAAUGAUUAUGGCGUAUGCUACAUGGGAUCUUCUGCUUCAUGCGUGUCCUUCAGCCGGUCGUAUUCCGCUGCCGCGACGAGAAGGGGCUGCGGCGGAUGACGAGUACCUAUGCAUCCUUGACGGUCAAGCCCCAGAAGAAAUGGAGGUGAAAUAUCGAAGCGACCGCGAUCUUCAUUAAGGAAUACUAAAAAGCGUACCAUUUUUGAAUAAUUUCAAAUUGUUCACCGACGCGAUUCUCGUGGUCCUCGUAUUCUUAGUACAUGGAAUCUUCAAUAGGUUUAGGUAUAGGAGUGUGACUGCUGGCUGCUCUAAUUGCAGGAUAAGAGUCUCCAGCGCAGCGACAGCGAAAGCGGGGCCGAACAAUCGGCGCAAUCCGUCAUCGAUGACGACUUGACGUCUCAGCAGUCUGUCUUAUGGAGAAAAUAUAAAUAUGUAUUGAUGCUUCCUCAUGAUGGACUUGAAGUUUUUCGCUAAGUAAUCCGCGUCUUGCAUUUGGCGUCAUCAGCCUGUUCAUAUUUUUUCCCCACCUACCCUGCUUCUUCAUCAUGCGACGAGGAUGACGAGGAUGAGGACUCGGACAUCGAUCAAAGGACUGUGGCGGACCGUGUGCGUCACUUUGAGGAUAUUUUUGGGAAGUUGAUGGCGAAUCAGAUUCCUUUCAAAGUGCAGAACAGCUAUUCUAAUCCGCCGGCGAUCACGCCAAACGUCGACGCGCCUACCGAAGGUUUCUUCUUCAUCGGUGACGAUGAGGAACACGGCAGGAAGAUUCUAUCUGUGCACGGGGAAAUGCAGAAAAUGCUAAAAAGCGAGGCGAAAGCAAUGAAGAAGAGUAGGAGCGUGGCAGCGAGACGAGGGAUUGUUGACGCAGAUGCUGCUGGAGAGGAAGAACAGCUCACACCGCGAACGCGAACCCAACGAAAGCGAGAGAGGCUUGAGCGGGAGGAGCAGGAAAGGCAAGCACGACUGGAACGAGAAGAGCAGGAGCGGGGCGAACGAGAGGAGCAGGCUAGACUGGAACGGGAGGAGCAAGAGCAGCGCGAACGUGAACGCCUUGCAGAAGAGGAGCGACAGCGCCUUCAACAGGAGAAAGAAGAGCAAGAGCGCCAGAAGGCAGAAGAAGAGCGCCUCAUACGGGAACAGGCUGAGAAAGAGACCUAUGAGCGGGUCGAGAAAGAGGAGUUAGAAAGACAUACGAAGCAGGAGCAAGAACGCGUGACCAAGGAGGAACAAGAACGUUUGGUCAAAGAAGAGCGGGAUCGUCUCGAACGGAUUGCAAAAGAAGAGCAGGAUCGUCUAGACAUGGGAAAGCGUGCUGAAAAAGAGCGCAUUCUUCAAGAGCAGAAACAGCGUGACGAGGAACAACAAGCACAAGCUGAGCGUGAUCGCUUGGAGGAACGGCAAGUCGAGGAAAAAAGACGUGAGGAGGACCAGACGAAGAAAUUGGAAGCGGAGAAACCUCCAUCGAAGUCAGUGAAGGAGAACAUCGAAAUCGGAAACGAAACUACUUCGAUGGAAGUGGAUGAUCAACAGGUGACUCUGCACACCACCAAACCUAUCUCCUACGCUGCUGUGCUGGAAAGCGUUAAAUCGGAGUCGUCUCCCGAACAUCUGUCGGCAAGUCCUACUGACGAGAGCGAUGCCGGUCUCCCGAGUCCGUCUCCGUUUUCGACGCCUUACCCGCCUUCAUCGAUUGGGUGCACACCCUCGUCAGACGGCGCACGAGAGCGUAAGUCCUCAGACGCAACACGAUCUUCGUGGGAGUUCUACCCUUUUCUUUUAAGGCUAGUGACACUGAACGUGAAAUAAACGGAGAAUUGAAAUGUCUAGUGUACUUCGUUUCAUCCAAGCUUCGUGUAGUUGACGAGAACUGAGCGUUGUAUGUUGUGCACCUCUUCCUAUCUAAGCACUGGCGAAUCGAAUGCGGGUUCUCCUUUCGGGAACGAUGGUGCGACUGGCGCAGAUCGAAGUCCGAGUUCUGCGAGCAGGAUUGCUGCUGGUCCGCCAGACAGCACCACUGUUGAAGAUUGCGCCGGUUCUCCCUCUCAUCCACCUAGUCGUGCGCUACCUGUCGAACAGCACCAGAUCCACACAGUCGCAGACCUAGGGGCUAUCGAGGGCUCUCCUUCUGUCUAUGCGACUCCGAAUGCCAGCGGCGGGACCGAAUUCAUGUCGCAAGUAGAUUCGGACGCGGUCCUUGCGCGCGAGCUGGCAAGGCAGGAGGAGGAGGCGCUGCAGGCGCACCACAAUUCUCGGGUCCUCGAAGCCCGGGGGCGCGAGGCAGAGAAACAGCGACAGAAGGCUGAGUACAUCGCGAGAGACGCGGCUCUAGCUCAGAAAUUUCACGCGCACGAGUGCUGGUUGGCGAAGCAAGACACAAAGGUGCCGAACAACGAAGUCUUUGGGGGUCCAGCUACCAGAUCCACUGGAGAUGGAGGACCAUCGCAGCAAUCCAUUUUGUCGAGCAAAUCGUCGCGCGCGGCUGGGUACGCUGCUAGCGCGUCUUCCGUCGCGGCAUCGUCCGUACGCAGCGCAGUACCCGCGUCCCGAGAAGACCGAAAGGCAGCGUCCGUCAGCAGUUCUGCGUCUACGGCCGGUAAAAAAGAGCAUGAAGACAGGAGCAGGAACGCAAGAGCCGCUCCUGCUGAUAGUCCUCUGAACGCAGCAACUGCCGUCGUGGCACAAAGAAGUGAGUAUCCCAUCUACGAUGCGAUCACUUCGACGCCGAAAAAGUAUGUGAGUGCCUUGGCAAGCGCCAUGGUGCCCUCGGUCAUACUAGAGGACACAGGAUUGGCCGCUACGCACGAUCCGACGCGACCUGCGUCCGUCGAAUCCGUGGCUGCGCAGUCUCUCGCCGCAAAAGGACAAGGCAGAGGCGACGUGCAGUUCGUCGGUGCUUCCUCUGGGUCUUCGAGAGCCGGAGAUAAGCAACAUAGAGCGCUCGAGCAGAGGUUAGGCCGGUCAUCUGCUGGGGCACCUUUGUACGAAGAGAAGCCGUUGGACGUGACAACGCCUUUUCCGGCAUCCGCGCACUGCGCCAUUGACUUUUCCAAGGGUUCGGUUGCGUCUUCAACUUCAUCUGCUUAUCCUGGUAUGGCCGCUGCGUACUACGCAUGUCAUAGAUUUAGAUUCAAAUAGGUAAGUCGUGCUGUCAGGUCAUCAUCAUAGGUAAGUCGUGGAAGGGACUAUUUCAAGUUUGGAGUUGCUACGAGCUCCCUACAGAUUCCAAAAUUUUUAUGCCGGAGGUAAGAAACAGCCUGUACUUACUAGUCGAGAGUCACUUAGAACUACCACGCUCGUAGAAAAAGAAGAUUGUGCUUGUCUAACAAGGAUAGUUCUGCCCCUCCACCACGAGGUCCCAGGAACAUCUACGAUGCUUUUGCGACAGGGGUCACCGCCUCAGCGUCGGGAAGCAGCAAGGGUGUCGGUAAAGGAGGUCAACGCGCGGACUCGUCCGCGUCUAGUGCCUCAUCUGCAAACGCGGAGCGAGAAGAAAAGUAUCGAGGCGAGAAAUCUUUUCGUCUUUCGUCAGAGACGUACCACAGGCCUAGCAGCUCAAGUGGUUCCUCCAAAACUGCAUACAGCAGCACCGCAGCUGCCGCAUGCCCCGCUCUUGUUGAUUUGGCUGAUCCCCAUGAUUGAGGCUCAAAUGAAUCUACUCCAUUUCCACAGGUGUAUAUCUAGAGCAUGUUCAAGCAUUGAGUUCUGCGCUUCAAAGCUCAUUUCCGCAGGUACGUAGUUCUUGGUUCUUUUUCUUAGUUUCUUUCUUAGGUUUCUCCUGAGAAAAUGAAUCCACCAAGCAACGAAACGGAAACAUUCUGAGCUCUAACGUAGAGCGACCAAAGCGGGAGGAGACAAAAAGCAAAAGCUAAAUCCUUCGCAGUGGUUCAAAUUACAAGAGAACAAAAGUUAUGGCUGAAAAGAACCCAUCUCCACGUGAAUCCCGUUAAAAUACAGCGCUGGCAGUGACUUGAAGAGUCUCGGGCUGUACUGAGGCAAGUACUUGCGCGAGUAUUUUCACGGGAUGUAUUCACGGGAUGGGUUACGGGUAGCUCUAAAAAAGGCUCAAAAAGCUCUACGCAGAUGUGCAGACACUCUUUCCGGCGGAAAUGGAUGAUACUGAGAAAAUGCGCCAAGUCUUUUUAAGGCCAAGGAACUAGGAUUCUUAUCAUCUCAUCAAUCAAGAUGAACAAGAUUCUCUUAUUAGUACAGGAAUUGUAAUAGUAAUUGUUGUACUUGUUCAUUUCAUCUUAUCUGCGCAAAAGGACAAGCAAUCGCUAAUCCUCGGUCAUGACGACGAGGACGGACUAGCUGCGCUACAGACGCACCGGGAUUGCAUACAGCAACUGUUUCAAAUUCCUCAUUUGUCCCCUGAAUACGCAGUAGCCGCACUUCGACGCAUUGCUGAAUGUUAUGCUGGAGAAUUUGAAGAAAUAGCUUGACAGGUAUUACAGUCGUGACGAGCUUCUAGGAGAAAGAUGAAUACUGGUAAAGAGAUGAGCUUAGAAGACAGAUAUUGAGACCUUUUCUAUUAUAUGAUCAUGUUGAUGUUUAUUUUUUGAAACUCAUAACCUUUUAAGAAAAGCUUAGCGGAAAAGGGCUGUUGGUGCAGGAAUUGCCUUUCUGGACACGGAUUUUGGACAUCGAGACAGCAUUACACGAUGAAAGACGGGGUGGUAUAUUGGAUGUUGAUUUACGGAAAGUGCUUGUGAUUAUGCUAGGAGAUGAUAAAUAAAAAAGACAAAGAUGUUGAAGAAUACUAAGGGUAGAAGAUUGAGAUUUCGUUCUACUAGUUGAUCGCGAUUCUCCUGAACUGCAAAACAAUCCCUCAUGAUCUCAAUUACUGUUACUCUCUUUCUUAAGUGCUUCUGGCGGAAUGGAAGGUGGCCUUGGACGAGCCGCCCGCUGAGGGGCACCGUGAGGACCCAGCGGACGUGGUCCAAAGGCGAAUCGACGACUUAGAUCGCGACUACGAAGCGAAGAAGCAGGUGCUGGAAGCGGAGCAGAAUCGAAUUUACGCGUAUAUCUCAGCGAAUUUCGAUGCCACGCGACCGGAUGUCAUAUUCCAGAAAGCGAGUAGGAAGGCGCGCGAGAACGCGCGAAAGAGUCAGGAGCCGAAAAAGACUAGAACGUUCUUACUAGCAUGACUGUGUAUGAGUAUGUGUGUCUGUCGUGUUGAGGACGAUGAAGUUUAAGAAGUGAAAACUAGUACAUGAUCUACUUGGUACUACUUGUUGAGACAUUCCAUUGGAGGCUAAGUAUCCAUUCAUGCAGGACUGAUAUGGAGUUUUUCUUGUCGGGAACGGGAUCGUGUAAGUAGAUACUAUCGUCUUCUUCAUAUACGGCCUUUUCCUUUUCAUCAUGAUCACCUCGAACUUGAUGAAAUAAUUCUUACGCUGAGAAUAUGCAGGUGAUAGCUCAACAUGCCUUUAAGAUGUUGAUCAUGAACUCAUACAUGAACAAGUGGUUGCAUUUCGUGGCCCUUGAUAAACCCUCUCUGCUGAGUAGGUAAUUUUGAUUUUCCGUAUAGCACUACUAAUUCAUUGCUGGAGAGGGAUACAGUCGCAAAGCCAGUUUAUCAGGGAGACAGUAUCGUGAUUAUUGUUGCUCUCUCAGGAGAACUAGAGCCGCUAAUUACGAAACAAGUUUUGUCUUGAUCGUGUAAUACAGAGCUGGAAUAUGGUGCCCUCACAGGUACGAUGGUACUUAAGUAGAUAGAUGGGAAUCGAGAAUACUAGAUGUAACACAUCAUCUAUUUUCACAUAUGAAACCUAUUUCACGACGCAUAGCACUUGACACCGUCUAAACAUGACGCUUGUCACCAGCAUGCUGCAUGGUAAGCAUCAACUUAAAUCGAAACCUGAUACAGAACCAUCAAAAAAGGGUUCAUGUUUCGUAUUCGCGACUGUUGUAGUAGUGGUUUGGCGAAUUCAUUUUUUAACCUUAGCAUGAGUCUUCUUCUCUCCUAUUCAUCCAAAGCGUGUCACAUGCGAUGCUUGACAUGUAGAAAUGAGCUUUUGCAUUUUCUAGUAGUGAUGCGGCGUUGUUGGGUGGGCGAAGAAGUCCGUUCAAGACUACCAGAG
Amoebophrya sp. A25 is the source of this 6769-nucleotide messenger RNA. Lineage: Eukaryota; Dinophyceae; Syndiniales; Amoebophryaceae. The record is from the annotation of a GenBank genome assembly.